CUCCCGGCAAUGCAUCCCCAUCCCCCACACGGUGGCCGUCUCUUCGGGUGAAAGCUGUCUUCUCUGCGCCACUGGUCCGACAAAACGCUGCUGUAGCAGAGCCAGUCCGCACCGACCUGAGAUCAGAGCAGACACACGGGAGCGACAUCACGUACUCGCACACAACACACGGGGAAUCUUUUUAUUUGUUCGACCAAGUGAUUUGCAUAUCCACUUCCACUCCUUCCUCAUUUGCAUACAGCAAGAAUGGCGAGCGGGCAUCCCACAGACAAAUUCAGUUUCAUGUAUCAACCAGACACGCACAAGAGUAAGAACAGGUUAGCUUCAGCUAUGAAUCCCGUCUACAGCCCUGUUCAGCCUGGCACCCCAUAUGGAAACCCUAAGAACAUGGCCUUUGCAGGCUAUCCAGGAGGGUAUCCUGCCGCGGCUCCCACCUAUACACCCAACCUUUAUCAAACAGGCAGUCCUGGGUAUCCACCAGGCUACCUGAAGCUGUUGCUGUGUGGAUAUACUUCAGCAGGCACCCAGUACAAAGUGCCCCCCACUCAGUCAAAUGGAGCGCCCCCUCCCUACACCCCCACUCCCACCCCAUACCCAACAGCCAUGUACCCCAUCCGCAGUGCCUACCCUCAGCAGAACCUAUACACACAGGGAGCGUACUACACCCAGCCGGUGUAUGCGGCUCAGCCGCACGUGAUCCAUCACACCACCGUGGUGCAGCCUAACAGCAUCCCCUCCACGGCCCUCUACCCGGCCCCCGUCCCCGUACAAGCUCAACGCAACAACGGCAUGGCUGCCAUGGGGAUGGUAGCUGGCACAACCAUGGCCAUGAGUGCAGGGACCCUGUUGACAACGCCCCAGCACGCCCAGAUCGGAGGACACCCAGUUACUGUGCCAACCUACAGGCCCCAAGGGACACCUGGGUACAGCUACGUACCGCCCCACUGGUAGAGCCCACCCAUCAUAUCUGGAGUCCACCAUUGUAUGCAACUGCUCAAAUCUUACACGGGCUCCCAAUGGUAACCAUGGGAACUCGGCACCUGUCUGCAAGAACAAAACUAAAGUGCAACAGCCACUUUACUAUUAUUGUUAUUGUUAGUAUGCGACAUUCUCUAACGUUUUUACAAAAAGCUGCUUUUAUUUUUCUCUGUUCAUUUGCCAACCAGUCAUUAUCUUGUUUUCUAUGGUUUGUUUUUAGUUCUUAUUUUUAUCUCCUCAUCUUUUUGUUUUUAUGUGUCUGUCAUUGGAACUCCAGAAGGACUCUUGACCAAUCACGGGUGUCAGUUGCUCCUGUUUCUGUGUUGUGCUGGUGUGUGUGUGUGUGUGUGUGUGUGUGUGUGUGUGUGUGUGUGUGUAUGUGUGUGCGUGUGUGUGUGGUCCUUCCUGCUGCUGCUGCUGCUGCUCAGUUGGCUGGAAUAUAUUGGGCACUUAUUCCUCGUUAUCAUCUCCGUCAGUCACUACAAAGACUUAUUGACUUAAGCUGCCAAAGUUUUAACAACUAGAUAUCAGCACAGGGUUUUAACAUUAAGAGCAAUUUAGCUUUCUGGGUUAUUUAAGUUUUUAUAUCCUUCUUUCUUUUGACCACAUUCAACUGAAUUACUUUUUUCUACCUUUUUGUUCUUCCUUCGUCUUUUUCCUUUUUACCCUUUUUUUCCCACUUCUUGUUUUCAGUUUUAACCUCAGUCGUCUUCCAGCGCGUAGCUGUCCGUCUGGCAGUAGUCAGUCCAUCGUCCCCGUCGUUACAUCUCCACGUGGGUGCUAUGAGCAGAGCACUUACUGACCAUUACCCAUCCUGCUGCGUGUCCCACUGUGUCCACAUCGCACACAUGAAGACAACAUCACUGCCUUCAUGCUACAUACUAUGCAGGCUAGUAUGUUGUGACACUAUCGGAAUCUUAACAUUAGCGUAGGUCACUGCGUUUAGAAAAUGUAAGAAUAUUUAUAAGAACCGUGUCAACGGCGUUGGGUGGUCAUGCUCACUUUCACGCACGCACACAUACACACACACAGGGGCUCCUGUGGUGCGUCGGAAAACACACGAUCUCUUAGUGGCACUUACUGCACAAUGCCUUCCAGUUAGGUUGUUACUGAUCAACACACACACACAUGCAUGACAUGGAUUUGUAGGGGCGGGCGUGGCAGACAGCAGCAGAGAAGGAGUUUAAAGGGAUUGUGUUGCCGCAAAGAGAGGAGGGAGGGACAAGACGGGGAGAUCAGACAACGAGGAGGGAGGGAGGAAGGGAGGAGGAGGAGAUAACAUAUUCACAGUCAGGUCCGUUCCUGUCAAAGGUACAAGACAUUUGAGUUUGUGCCAUUUUGCACUACUUGCAUUGUACAUUGAUUCCUCACUGCGAUUACACCGCCUCCUCCUUCCUUCUUCCAGGCAAGGACUUUGUAACCAAACACUCAGCAAAUAGAAACCCAGACUCUUGAGCAUACAGGUAUCGAUGGACCAGUCCAAUACACGUGUGCCGGUAGAUGGAUAGAGUUCAAUCCACAAGUCCAUUCCACAGUUUGUGCGAGUGCUGAAAACACCAAACCAAUGGCGUGUCGUUGUGCACCACAUUUAGGAAGAAGUUGUGGCCGAUCAGAGGAUGUUGACGUGUGUCCAUGUCAUAGUGAUGAUUAGGUGUUCUCUGAAUUUGGGUUAACAUUUUAGCUUAAUACAUGCGGAUUGCAGGAGGACUCAAAAAGGUGCUGGUUUUAGUGUUCAUGGCUAGUUUAAGACAUUUCGGAUAAUUUAGCGAGUGUGCAGAGCCGUGAUGACGUGUUGUCACUUCAGUCCAGUUGACUUUUGAGACUUUUAGCAGUUUUAUGAAAAGAUGAAUCCAUGUGUCUAUUUUUAUUUUGUUUGUUCACAUUUCUGGAAAAGACGCAUAUCUGCUUUUACUGACUGCAUUUUAAACAUAAUUCUCCGUUUAAAAAAAAAUAAAUAAAUAAAAAGUAUCCAGCAUAACCUUGAUUGUCAUCAGAUGAGGAUAAUUGAGCCAAUGAGACGUGGAGCAUAUACAGCCAUUCUCUCUUGCCUUCUUAUUCUCAUACAUGUAAAGGCAGUAUGACGACCCAUUCUAACACUACAAACAUACCAAGUAGUGGUGGUGGGGUUUAAUAUUUAGGUAGUAAUGUUAUUAUUUCAGGAUUUACACACAAAAAAAAGACGACUUCAUGAUCAGUAGAGUACAGAUUUGUAUAACAAAAGCAUUUACUGUGUGGGUAUAUAGAUGAAGUGGUUUGAUAUUGCAAUAAAAUAAAGAGGGAACGCCUCCAGCUGUUCACAGACACUAAUUAUCAGCGUCUUGAAUUGAUUUUGUUUUUUAAUGCUUAUUAUUGUAAUCUUUAAAUAUGGAUUACAGGCUCUGUAUGCAGCCUCCAUUCAAUAAUUAUUACAGUUACUGCUAAGAAGUGAAGUAGAACAUAUCAAACAUUUGGGUAUUGAAUAACUUUGUGAGGGAAUAUUGCACAACUUAAUACAAAAAAAAAAAAACUUGAUGACUAUAAUGUAACGCUAAGUAAGAGGUACCUAGGCUUUGUAGUGCAGGAGGGAGGAAGAAGCAAUUUAUAUUGUAAUUACAAAUAAAACAAUAAGGUUGUUUGAGGUAUUCUUAGUCCAGAUGUUUGUACACUAGUAGGUUAAUUCUGCAUAAAGCCGCUGUCGGAUGAAAACCGCCCCUUGUGUUUUAGGAGGUAAAGUGGUUCAAUAUUAUCGGGUCGUACGUGUUCCCACCACCUAAACGCUCUUGUACAUUUGAAUUAAAGCCAGUUAAAAUUGAAAAGAAUCCAGAAAGUGUGUUUUCUUGCGACAGCAGUGAUGUUCCUCAUCAUUAGGAUUUAUUUAACCAACCACUACUUCUGUCAGUAUUUCUCAAUCAAGUCUUACGGGGUCAUUUUCUUCUUUCACUCUGGUCAAUUGAGCGUAAUGGGUAUGCAUACUAUUCAGGUGUAUUUCACUAUAGCAUUGGAUCUCUAAGUUUAACAAAAAAAAAAAAAAAACGCAGUAUAUUUAUACAGCAAGUGGUACAGUAAUGUAUUUCUAGCUAAGCAUGGUUGCAUCAGUGUGGCAGCUACUGUUUGUGCUUUUAAUAUAUCUAUAUUUUGACCUCUCCUGCAUCUCUGUCCUCUACAUAUCGGUCGCUGAGAAGGGGGGGGGGGGGGGGGGUUGAGACGAGGUCUGUCGACAAACUUGUGGAAAUUCCCGUCACCAAAUCCCACGUUUUUAAGUGUUGCCUGAACUUACAGACCUCGAGAAAGCAGCGGAUUAAUGACGGAACUGAAAUGGACACGUGCUGUUUGUUUCUGUUCUGUGGAUGUAAAGAACGAUGAAUGGAAACCCUCAGCCUCCAUGCCCUUUGUGCUGUGCCAUAUUUCACACGACCGUUAAGUAAAUAUUAGUUUCUUCUCCUAAGUAACUGGUGAAUUCUGAGUCCUCGUUAUGUCUAGCUUCCUGUGAAUCUGUGUUUUCCUGUUACUGUCCUAAUCCCUUGAUGCGUAUUGCCUUUUUCUCAAUUUUACCUUUCUUACUGUAUCCUCUCUGUGUUUAUCCUAUUUUUACCUCGGAGGCCAUUUUGCAUCCCUCCAGCCAUUCAAACGUUCCGUUUGCAGUUCAUGCAGGGAUGCAAAAUGACGUUGGAUCCUGUGUUCUGCUCCUUUAACACUCUGCUCUGUGGUUUCUGGUCUUCAUGUGCUAUCAGUCUGACUU
Messenger RNA from Anarrhichthys ocellatus (wolf-eel), 4696 nucleotides. RefSeq names its product family with sequence similarity 168 member A (gene fam168a). Bases 247 to 951 code for a protein of 234 amino acids. The record is from RefSeq and is a predicted model, not a curated record. The transcript has 9 exons. Lineage: Eukaryota; Metazoa; Chordata; Actinopteri; Perciformes; Anarhichadidae.